CCCCCCCCUCCUGAAAUCAGUGCCUGUGGAUGGAAAGAGUCUCCCACUUCUAUUUUGGGAUUUGCCUGAGUCACAAGGUAGUCUUGGCGAAUCACUCUGUUCUAUCUCUCAAUUUACUGAGGCUGCCUGGGAACUUCGACUGUCAGCCAAACAGGAAGAGGGCUCUUCUCCUAACUCCAAAAAACCUAAGUCAUAUGGAUGUGGUGAGAUUUCACAACAGAAAUAAACCACCACAAAUGUAUUUCCCACAGCGGACAAGAGAAGGAGCAAAUAUUUUACUUACCUUCCUCUGUAUAAAUCCAGGGCUAAUAAAAAAAAAAGACAUCCAAUAUAACUUAGCAAAACUACCAAUGUUUACCCAAUAUGUAUUUUUCAACGGAAGAUACUCCUUCUGUACUCCUACUAUAUAUGGAUAUCCCAAUUGGAAGCAAAAGAAUGUGACUAAAUCUGACCCUGGCAAAAUGAACACUGUUUAAAUUUUAAAAAGUCAGUGUUCAUAAACAUGUAUAAACCACAAAGGCUUUUUCUUUAUUCAAGGAUGGGUAUAGUCACUCCACUCAGACCCUCUCACUUGUGCCCCUAAUGUGGCCUUGAAUUCCCUGAUGAAACUGCUCUUUGCUUUUAGUGCUGAUAAUCCCCACCCCCAAUCCCCUCUUGGAUGCCUUUCCACAGAAUUAUUCUUCCUAUACUCACACAAAUGAAAACAGAAGAGAUGACGGGGGAAAAAAAAAUCCCCUGAGGAUGCAGCCAUGCAGGUCUCAAAUGGAUCCACUGCCUAGGCACAACCUGAACUUCUCUGCUUCUUUCUUCCCUUGGCUGAGUUCCUCUUGUCUUGGCUGCGGGUGAGUGAUCUUACAGGGCAUAGGAGACUUAGGACCCAGGGGGCGCCUUGUAGCAGAAAAACACCUCGCAGUGCUGCAGCGAGCUAGCUGGGAAGCUCCCAGUUCUAAAGAGAGGCUGUUUACCAGAACAAGCAUAACAAGGGCUGGUCUGACUGCAAGACUGAGACUAGGAGGCCAAGCUACUGCCAAAAAGGACCCCAGUUGGAUACUGGUUGUCCGAUCACCUGUACCACAGGAGGCGGCAAGGAUGCUGUUGAUCUGGGUACAAACAUUCCUCCUCAGCACCACACUCUUAACUGAAGCCUACGGAUCUGGAGGCUGCUUCUGGGACAACGGCCACCUGUACCGAGAGGACCAGCCCUCACCCGCGCCCGGCCUCCUCUGUCUCAACUGGCGGGAUGCCCUGGUCGGCUUGGCCCUGGCGACGGCCUCCGAGUCGGGCACCGACAACCACAACUACUGCAGGAACCCAGACCAGGAUCCGCGCGGGCCCUGGUGUUACGUCAGCAGCGAGGCCGGUGCCCCUGAAAAGCGACUUUGCGAGGACCUGCGUUGCCCAGCCACUUCCCAGGCAGCCCCAACCUCCGCAACAGAGCCAGAGGAGCCAUCUGAAGUUUCAGAUGACCAGGAGGUGCAGGCAUUCCCUCCUGCCAACGCCCUGCCAGCCAGGAGUGAAGCAGCCGCAGUACAGCCAGUGAUUGGGAUCAGUCAGCGGGUUCAGAUGAGCUCCAAAGAGAAAAAGGAUCUGGGAACUCUGGGCUAUGUGCUGGGCAUUACCAUGAUGGUGAUCAUCAUUGCAAUUGGAGCUGGCAUCAUUUUGGGCUAUACCUACAAGAGGGGGAAGGACUUGAAAGAGCAGCAUGAGCAGAAAGUCUGUGAGAGGGAGCUGCAGCGCAUCACCCUGCCCUUGUCUGCCUUCACUAACCCCACCUGUGAGAUUGUGGACGAGAAGACCAUCGUGGUGCACACCAACCAGACUCCUGUGGAGCUGCAAGAGGGCAGCACCCCUUUAAUGGGCCAGGCCGGCACCCCUGGGGCCUGAGCCUCUCCAGGGGGCAGAAACCCAUGCAGAUAUGUGUGCAGGACAGCCCAACUUCCUACAGCUAGGAGGAGCUACAUUUUUGUGUUGUGGUUAAGACUCUACCCCCACUGGUUUUUGUUUUAUUAUUAUUUUUUGGUGAAUCCUCAUGACAGAAGCAGGUAGCACUGUGGGCUGAGGGCAGGGCUGGGAAGAGUGCAAUCGGGGUUCCUCCUCCAUGCUUUGGAGCAGAGGAUUGUUGCCUGUGGGUGGAGACAGUGGCAUAGCUCCCACAGCGGUGCUGCUGACAAGGGCUUCCAAACAUUGUCUGUGCCCCCCCGUGGAUUCGAACCAGGGACCGACCAGGGGGGAACUCUCCCAGACUCCUCUGUGCUUUACCAUCUAUGAUGGCCUCACUCCGCCUUUCCCAUUUGUUCUUCAUGAGCUUUGAGUGGCGCACACUGUUAUUCAUAGUUAAGGUCAAGCAGGUCAGGGGGCAGCAUUGAAAAAAAUAUAUAUAUAGUUUUGUUUUUUUUUAAUAUUUGAGUGGGAACUCCCUAUUCUGAGAACCGGAAAUGAGUUUGGACAAAAGCCCGAGCUUUGGACUGAGAAAGGGAUCUAGGCUGGAGGCUGGUGGGUGUGAUCCAGCCAAGGAGGACAGCAUGUGCCUUGACAACCACGGGCCAGGCCUGGGCCCAAGGACUCUUCCUGCUUCACUAAGGAAAGGAAGGGGAGAAUUGCACUAAACAUUCCACUUAGGAAGAGGAUAGAGAAGGUUCUGCUCCUGCCUUAGGCCUCAGGGCAGAAAAUGGACCUGGGGAUGCCCUAAAUCAUCUCUCUCCUGGGGUGGACAGUGACCCUGCUCUUCAUUUUGCACUGUUAAGGGAGUAGCCAGCCAUGGGAAUGACACGGGCAUUUGUUGAGAGGCUGCUGAGAGGGGAACCCGGAAAUUAAGCUGAGAGACAAGGAAAAUAAAGCACUUCAGGGCUUGCCUGCCUGCCGUUGGGCCCUGGUUUGCAGGCAGUCCUGAGGAGCAGCCACCAUCACCAGGCCAGCACUUCCUGUGGGACUUGGGGGCUAGAGUCACAACCCUGCCAUUUGUAAAA
Messenger RNA from Perognathus longimembris pacificus (Pacific pocket mouse), 2966 nucleotides. It is a transcript of the gene Pik3ip1, whose product is annotated as phosphoinositide-3-kinase interacting protein 1. NCBI's taxonomy places the organism in Eukaryota, Metazoa, Chordata, Mammalia, Rodentia, Heteromyidae. The transcript is spliced from 6 exons. The record is from RefSeq and is a predicted model, not a curated record. The coding region runs from base 1090 to 1884 and encodes 264 amino acids.